GGUUCUUCCUCUGAGCUCCCCUUCCCAUCAGGGUCUAACAGACCCACCAAGUGGCCUUAGAGAACAAAAAAGCUGGUGAAGGGCACUUAGGCCUCCUGAAAUUUCUUGGGAUUUUGUCUCAUCUCAGCCUUUACUUGGCUAGAGCAGGUGCCUGUCAGAAUUCCCCUCUCCCCACCUGUUCCUCAGUCUGCCUCUGAAGUGAGAUACUUGGAAGAGGUCCAGCCCUGCAGGUUGGAAGCUAAGACCACUUGGGGAGGCAGGUAGACCCUGUACAGUCUUUGAGGCUCCUGUCUUUCUCCUCUAACAUCCUUCCAACUCCCGUAAACGUUAUUUAUUUCUUUAUUUUUUAGAGACAGAGUCUCACUUUAUCGCCCUAGGUAGAGUGCUAUGGUGUCACAGCUCACAGCAACCUCCAACCUGAGCUUAGGAGAUUCUCUUGCCUCAGCCUCCCGAGUAGCUGGGACUACAGGCGCCCACCAUGACGCCUGGCUAUUUUUUGUUGCAGUUUGGCCGGGGCCAGGUUUAAACCCACCACCCUUGGCAUAUGGGACCGGCACCCUAACCACUGUGCACAGGCGCCGCCCUCCAUAAACAUCUUUAAUCCCUUAAAUAUAAAGAGAUCCUCAUGGUCUGUCCUAGUCUCUGGCUCUUUGAACGCAGCACUGGGUGUGAUUUUACCACAUCCCAGACACUUUGUCUUACCAGUGGUGAAUCUAAAGCCCUCCUGGGGACCAGAACCCGUAUAUUCCACUGAUCUCAUGGCUGACCCAGACUCUCAAGACUCCAUGUGGCUAAAAAAGAACUCAUUCUCCUCCACUGGACUCUCAGGGAGCGGACAUGGACUUCGACUCGUACCAGCACUAUUUCUACGAUUAUGACUGCGGGGAGGAUUUCUACCGCUCCACGGCGCCCAGUGAGGACAUCUGGAAGAAAUUCGAGCUGGUGCCGUCACCCCCCACGUCGCCGCCUUGGGGCUCGGGUCCCGGCACCGGGGACCUGUCCACUGCGAUUGGUCCCCCGGAACCGUGGCCCGGAGGGGGCGUUGGGGACGAGGCGGAAUCUCGGGGCCACUCGAAAGCUUGGGGCAGGAACUACGCCUCCAUCAUUCGUCGUGACUGCAUGUGGAGCGGCUUCUCCGCCCGGGAACGGCUGGAGAGAGCGGUGAGCGACAGGCUCGCUGCUGGCGCGCCCCGAGGGAACCCGCCCAAGGCGCCCACCGCUCCGGACUGCACCCCCAGCCUUGAAGCCGGCACUCCGGCCACCGCCGCCCCCUGUCCGCUGGGUGAGCCCAAGACCCAGGCCUGCUCGGGGUCUGAGAGCCCUAGUGACUCGGAGGGUGAAGAAAUCGACGUUGUGACAGUAGAGAAGAGACGGUCUCUGGGUAUACGGAAGCCUGUCACCAUUACAGUGCGAGCAGACCCGCUGGACCCCUGCAUGAAACACUUCCACAUUGCCAUCCAUCAGCAGCAGCACAACUACGCAGCCCGUUUUCCUCCAGAAAGUUGCCCCCGAGAAGGGGCUCCAGAGAGGGAUUCCCAAGAAGAGGCUCUUGGGGAUGGAGAUGCUCCAGAGGAGAAGGAAGGCGAGGAGGAUGAAGAGACUGUGAGCCCCCUGCCUACAGAAAGGGAGGCUCCCCGGUCCUGCCACCCCAAACCUGUCAGUUCUGAUACUGAGGAUGUGACCAAGAGGAAGAACCACAACUUCCUGGAGCGUAAAAGGCGGAAUGACCUGCGGUCACGGUUUUUGGCCCUGAGGGACCAGGUACCCACCCUGGCCAGCUGCUCUAAGGCCCCCAAAGUAGUGAUCCUAAGCAAGGCCUUGGAAUACUUGCAAGCCCUGGUAGGGGCUGAGAAGAGGAUGGCGACAGAGAAAAGGCAGCUUCGAUGCCGGCAACAGCAAUUGCAGAAAAGAAUUGCGUACCUCAGUGGCUACUAACUGACCAAAAAGCCUGACUGUUCUGUCUUACAAAGACAGUUUAUUUUUAACCUCCCUUUCCCCUUUAGUAAUUUGCACAUUUUGGUUAUGGCAGGACGAUCUGGACGGUAGAUCCCAGGAUGCAUUGCAGCCAGUGCACAAAGAAUAGGGCUUGCGUUCUUGGAGACCUUGAAA
Molecule: messenger RNA, 2109 nt
Organism: Nycticebus coucang (slow loris)
Lineage: Eukaryota; Metazoa; Chordata; Mammalia; Primates; Lorisidae
Gene: MYCL
Product: MYCL proto-oncogene, bHLH transcription factor
Exons: 3
Coding region: 838-1935 (365 amino acids)
Biological process (GO): regulation of transcription by RNA polymerase II
Molecular function (GO): RNA polymerase II cis-regulatory region sequence-specific DNA binding; DNA-binding transcription factor activity, RNA polymerase II-specific; protein dimerization activity
Source: RefSeq, a predicted model, not a curated record